CAUGCAGUGUGCGGUCCUCCUCAGUGUCAGAGCGUGAUUUGUAGACAAUGCCGCCCUGUCAGCUCAGUGCUGGUUCAGCAGCGUCUUUCCAAACAUGUAUCUGGCAAGAAUUUAAAGGCCACCUCUUGUGUAAUUUGCGGAAUGCUGGAAAAGGAUCCUUUGCCUCUCUUCAGGAUGUACGCACCCGAACAGGCUUCUGUGCUCAGACUCUGUGCCUGCUGUCUCCUGCCUGAUGAGCUCAUGGGGAAGUUCGUCUUCCUGCAGGUCACCUGGAAGGAUGGUAACAGUUCUCUGUAAUCUGGUGGAGAACAUGGAGCAGGCUGCCCCGAGCAGCAUUUUGUUUCUGUCGUCGUCAUAAAUUAGCACUGAUGGGGUGGAGGAGGCUGCGUUGCUUAAGGAAAUGUGCAGGCAUUUUGUGAAUUAGCGAAAGACUUCCAGCUCUGAGAGUAGAUGAAAGUAAGGAGAACUUGGGAAAAGGUGGAGUGAGUGCCGGACUCCUUCUGCAGUGUUCUUCAUGUGGGGGGAGCAGGAUUAUGGCGACCACAGAGUCCCAGUGAUGCAAGUUCUCUUUAGUGUUCUCUGAAGGAAGCCUUCUGUUCAAGUGAAGCCCAGAAACUGUUGUGGAUUACAAUGUGUGGGAGAUCUGGGUUCUCAGUGGUCUGAAAACAAGGCAUCAUUUAACCUUUUAAAUGAAAAGGCUUAAGAUCUUGACACGACUGCUGUAUUUCCUGGAAGCCGUCCUCUGAAGCAGAAGUGCACUUUCAGACACAGACAUGGCGGGCCUUUCUGCAGGAAUUUAAGUGCUUGCUUUCUACAUCAUGACCAGCUUGAAGCGGUCACAGACGGAAAGGCCUGUCACUACUGACAGAGCCUCUGUUGUCAGCACAGACGGCACCCCCAAAGUUCACACUGAUGACUUCUAUAUGCGUCGCUUCCGGUCCCAAAAUGGCAGCUUAGGAUCAUCAGUCAUGGCUGCAGUAGGGCCCCCUAGAAGUGAAGGUCCUCACCAUAUAACCUCCACCCCCGGGGUCCCUAAGAUGGGGGUUAGGGCAAGAAUUGCAGAUUGGCCUCCGAGAAAGGAAAAUGUCAAAGAAUCCAGCCGUUCAAGCCAGGAAAUAGAAACCUCAAGUUGCCUUGAGAGCCUGUCUUCCAAAGGCAGUCCUGUGAGUCAGGGAAGUUCUGUUAGCCUCAAUUCCAAUGACUCAGCCAUGCUGAAGAGCAUACAGAACACCCUGAAGAACAAGACGGGGCCAGCGGAGAACAUGGACUCCAGAUUCCUCAUGCCCGAAGCCUACCCCAGUUCCCCCAGGAAAGCCCUUCGCAGAAUCCGGCAGCGCAGCAACAGCGAUAUCACCAUAAGUGAGCUUGAUGUGGAUAGCUUUGAUGAAUGUAUCUCCCCGACCUACAAGUCGGGGCCAUCAUUGCACAGGGAAUACGGUAGCACAUCUUCAAUCGACAAGCAGGGAACAUCCGGAGAAAGCUUCUUCGAUUUGUUAAAGGGCUAUAAAGAUGACAGAUCUGACCGAGGUCCAACUCCAACCAAACUCAGUGACUUCCUCAUCACUGGUGGGGGCAAGGGUUCUGGUUUCUCCUUGGAUGUGAUCGAUGGGCCCAUCUCACAGAGAGAGAACCUCAGGCUUUUCAAGGAAAGGGAAAAACCACUCAAGCGACGUUCUAAGUCUGAAACUGGAGACUCCUCUAUUUUUCGUAAGUUACGAAAUGCCAAAGGUGAAGAACUUGGUAAGUCGUCGGACCUUGAAGACAACAGAUCAGAAGACUCUGUGAGGCCCUGGACGUGUCCAAAGUGCUUUGCCCACUAUGAUGUCCAGAGUAUAUUGUUUGACUUGAAUGAAGCCAUUGUGAACAGGCACAAUGUGAUUAAGAGGAGAAACACAACCACAGGAGCAUCAGCGGCUGCUGUGGCUUCCCUGGUCUCCGGACCAUUGUCUCACUCAGCCAGCUUCAGCUCUCCCAUGGGCAGCACAGAGGACCUGAAUUCCAAAGGAAGCCUUGGCAUGGACCAAGGAGAUGACAAAAGCAACGAACUGGUCCUGAGCUGUCCGUAUUUUCGGAAUGAGAUUGGUGGAGAAGGCGAGAGGAAGAUCAGCCUGUCCAAGUCAAAUUCUGGCUCCUUCAGUGGGUGUGAAAGUGCCUCCUUUGAGUCCACCCUCAGCUCUCAUUGUACGAAUGCGGGAGUGGCGGUUCUCGAAGUGCCCAAGGAAGGCUUGAUGCUGCACCUAGACAGGGUGAAAAGGUACACCGUGGAACAUGUGGAUCUCGGCGCAUACUAUUACAGGAAAUUCUUCUACCAGAAGGAACACUGGAACUAUUUUGGGGCUGAUGAGAAUCUUGGUCCAGUGGCUGUGAGCAUUCGAAGGGAAAAACCAGAAGAAAUGAAAGAAAAUGGAUCUCCCUACAACUACCGCAUCAUUUUUAGAACAAGCGAGCUCAUGACACUGAGAGGGUCUGUCCUGGAGGAUGCCAUUCCCUCCACAGCCAAGCACUCAACAGCCCGAGGACUGCCUCUGAAAGAAGUGCUGGAACAUGCCAUCCCCGAGCUCAACGUGCAGUGCCUGCGUCUGGCCUUCAACACACCCAAAGUCACGGAGCAGCUCAUGAAACUGGACGAGCAAGGGCUGAACUAUCAGCAGAAAGUGGGCAUCAUGUACUGCAAAGCAGGCCAGAGCACUGAGGAGGAGAUGUACAAUAACGAGUCGGCAGGCCCAGCCUUUGAGGAAUUCCUUCAGCUUCUGGGAGAACGAGUUCGGCUAAAAGGAUUUGAGAAGUACCGCGCACAGCUUGACACCAAAACUGACUCCACUGGAACCCACUCUCUGUACACAACCUACAAAGACUAUGAAAUUAUGUUCCAUGUCUCCACCAUGCUGCCGUACACACCUAACAACAAGCAACAGCUCCUGAGGAAGCGGCACAUUGGAAAUGACAUUGUGACAAUAGUUUUCCAAGAGCCUGGAGCACAACCGUUCAGCCCGAAAAACAUCCGAUCUCACUUUCAGCAUGUUUUUGUCAUUGUCCGGGCUCACAACCCCUGCACCGAGAGUGUUUGUUACAGUGUGGCCGUCACCAGGUCCAGAGAUGUGCCUUCUUUUGGACCUCCCAUCCCUAAAGGGGUCACUUUCCCCAAGUCAAAUGUGUUCAGGGACUUCCUUUUAGCCAAAGUGAUUAAUGCUGAAAAUGCUGCUCAUAAGUCAGAAAAAUUCCGGGCCAUGGCAACAAGGACCCGCCAGGAAUACCUGAAAGAUCUGGCAGAAAAGAAUGUCACCAACACACCUAUCGACCCUUCCGGCAAAUUUCCAUUCAUUUCUCUGGCCUCCAAGAAGAAGGAAAAGUCUAAGCCUUAUCCAGGAGCUGAGCUCAGUAGCAUGGGUGCCAUUGUGUGGGCAGUCCGGGCCAAAGACUACAACAAGGCCAUGGAAUUCGACUGCCUCCUCGGGAUCUCCAAUGAGUUCAUCGUCCUCAUCGAUCAAGAAACAAGGAGUGUGGCUUUCAAUUGUUCCUGCAGAGAUGUGAUAGGGUGGACAUCCAGUGACACCAGCCUCAAAAUCUUCUAUGAGCGGGGAGAGUGCGUUUCGGUGGAGAGCUUCAUUAGCAGUGAAGAUAUUAAAGAAAUUGUCAAAAGGCUGCAGUUUGUUUCAAAAGGUUGUGAAUCGGUGGAAAUGACUCUGCGAAGAAAUGGGCUAGGCCAGCUUGGCUUCCAUGUCAACUACGAGGGCAUCGUGGCAGAUGUAGAGCCCUACGGCUAUGCCUGGCAAGCAGGUCUGAGGCAGGGCAGCCGCCUGGUGGAGAUCUGCAAGGUGGCAGUGGCCACCCUGAGCCAUGAGCAGAUGAUUGAUCUCUUGAGGACAUCCGUCACAGUGAAAGUUGUCAUCAUCCCUCCCCAUGACGACUGUACCCCACGGAGGAGUUGCUCAGAAACCUACCGCAUGCCAGUGAUGGAGUAUAAGAUGAAUGAAGGUGUUUCCUAUGAGUUCAAGUUUCCCUUCAGGAAUAAUAACAAAUGGCAGCGGAAUGCCAGCAAGGGUGCUCACUCACCCCAGGUCCCAUCCCAGCUGCAGAGUCCCAUGACAUCACGGCUGAAUGCUGGGAAGGGAGACGGGAAAAUGCCCCCUCCAGAAAGAGCUGGCAACAUCCCUCGAAGCAUCUCCAGUGAUGGGCGCCCACUGGAAAGGAGGCUGUCUCCUGGCUCAGACAUCUAUGUGACAGUCUCAUCCAUGGCUUUGGCAAGAUCCCAGUGCCGUAACUCCCCCAGCAACCUGUCUUCAUCCAGUGAGACUGGCUCUGGGGGUGGCACCUACAGACAAAAAUCCAUGCCCGAAGGGUUUGGGGUGAGCCGAAGAUCUCCAGCCUCCAUCGACAGGCAAAACACUCAGUCAGAUAUUGGUGGCAGUGGGAAAUCCACACCCAGCUGGCAAAGAAGUGAGGACAGCAUUGCCGACCAGAUGGAGCCUACAUGCCAUCUCCCAGCAGUAUCAAAGGUACUGCCUGCUUUCCGAGACAGCCCCAGUGGGAGAUUAAUCCGGCAGGAUCCAGUGGUUCACUUGUCUCCAAACAAACAAGGCCAUUCUGACAGCCACUACUCCAGCCACUCCAGCAGCAACACCCUCUCCAGCAACGCAUCAAGUGCCCACAGUGAUGAGAAGUGGUAUGAUGGGGACCGCACAGAAUCUGAGCUCAACAGUUACAACUACCUACAGGGCAUCUCUGCUGAUAGCGGAAUCGAUACCACCUCCUAUGGCCUGAGCCAUGGCAGCACGGCCUCCCUGGGGGCUGCCACCUCAUCACCUCGUUCGGGGCCAGGCAAAGAGAAGGUGGCACCCCUGUGGCACAGCUCCAGCGAAGUGCUCUCCCUGGCAGAUCGGACCUUGGAGACUGAGGGCCAUGGCCUGGACAGGAAAGCAGAGUCCUCUCUCAGUCUGGACCUCCACAGCAAGAGCCAGGGCGGCUCAAGCCCGCUGACCAGGGAGAACAGCACCUUCAGCAUAAACGAUGCCGUGUCACACACCAGUACCAUGAGCUCCCGACACUCUGCAAGCCCAGUGGUGUUCUCCAGUGCCCGAAGCUCACCCAAAGAAGAGCUCCAUCCCACCACAACCUCCCAGCUGGCACCUUCCUUCUCCUCCUCUUCCUCAUCCUCCUCUGGGCCCAGGACUUUCUACCCCCGCCAGGGUGCCACUAGCAAGUACCUGAUCGGAUGGAAAAAACCAGAAGGAACCAUUAACUCUGUGGGAUUUAUGGAUACAAGAAAACCAUGCCUUGGAGCCAGACCUAUUGACUCCAUUUCCAUCAUGUCUCUCCCCAGGCGGCACCAGAGUGAUGGUAAUGAGAUGGCCCACACUAGGCUCCGAUCCUCGACCAGGGACCUGCGGGCUUCCCCCAAGCCCACCUCCAAGUCCACCAUUGAGGAGGAUCUAAAGAAACUCAUCGACCUUGAGAGCCCAACUCCCGAAUCACAGAAGAAUUUCAAGUUCCACGCACUGUCCUCCCCACAGUCUCCAUUCCCCCCCACCCCUACCUCCCGGCGGGCCUUGCACAGGACACUGUCUGAUGAGAGCAUUUACAGCGGCCAGAGGGAGCACUUCUUCGCCUCCAGGGCUUCACUUUUAGACCAAGCCCUGCCCAACGAUGUCCUCUUCAGCAGUACCUACCCGUCUCUCCCCAAGUCACUUCCACUGAGGAGGCCAUCUUACACAUUGGGAAUGAAGUCGUUGCAUGGAGAAUUCUCUGCCUCGGACAGCUCCCUCACUGACAUCCAGGAAACCCGAAGGCAGCCCAUCCCUGACCCCGGCCUAAUGCCCCUGCCUGAUACUGCCGCAGACUUGGACUGGUCCAACCUAGUAGAUGCCGCCAAAGCCUAUGAGGUCCAGAGAGCCUCGUUUUUUGCUGCUAGUGAUGAAAACCAUCGCCCUUUGAGUGCGGCCUCCAACAGCGAGCAGCUGGAGGAGCAGGCCCUGGUCCAGAUGAAGUCCUACAGCAGCAGUAAGGAGUCCUCUCCCACUCUGGCUUCUAAAGUGGACCAGUUGGAAGGGAUGCUGAAGAUGCUUCGAGAAGAUUUGAAGAAGGAAAAAGAGGACAAGGCCCAUCUCCAGGCAGAGGUGCAGCACUUGCGCCAGGACAAUCUGCGGCUGCAGGAAGAGUCCCAGAAUGCCUCGGACAAGCUAAAGAAGUUCACAGAGUGGGUCUUCAAUACCAUAGACAUGAGCUGAGGGCAGCUGAGGGAGAGGAGGGGCAGGCUGCUCUCCGUGGGUGCCGUCAGCAUCCGUUCAAGCCUUGGAAAAUAUUCCCGGCAUCCCUAGCUCCCACUCUGCUCCUGUCGGACAGUGCACAACACAAUUGCAGAUCAACAAUCAUUAUCUGCCUUUUGUAGAAAAGAAAAAGAAAAAAUGAAAUAAAAAUUUUAAAAAGUAAAAUAAAAGUUUAACUGCUAAAAUGUGAAUGUCUUUAUUUUUUUGCACAAUAUCUUUAUCUGUUAUGUAUUUACAAAGAAACUGGGCCCAGGACCCAAGUGCCCCCCUGGCCCCUCAGCCUCUGCUUCUGAUCGAUUUCAGGUAACCCAAGCUCUCCCUGCUAUCCAGGCAAACCUCUUUGUUCCUAGGGAAAUAAAGGUUUUUCUUUUUAACUGUUGGGAGGGGAGGGGUGUUUCCUUGUCUCCCUUCCUAAAAUGCCUGAAGAGGGGAUGUUAAGGAAAGGCCCAGCUCCCCUGUGUGGUCUGUGAGGUUUCUACCCUUGCGCCUGUCUGCUAGAGACCUUCAGGGCCAGCAGCACUCACCCUUCUGACCCUGCAUCUUGUCCCUUCUUCCCCCAGAAAAUGGUCCCCGGUACAUUCCUCAGAACUAGGACUCUGGCUUAAGUGAACCCCACUCAAUUAGAAUCAACCUGUUUUACCUUCCAGGCCCGUAAUGUUAAUUGGCUCCUGAGUUUUCCCAAAUACAAAUCUUACCUGUAUGCAUUUUAAAUACAUUUUGGUCAAAAGUUUAUAUAUGUAUAGUUUCUGUUUGGGAUUUUUAAAGAUGUAGCACAACUUUUUUUAAGCUUGUUCAAAUGGACUAAAUUGAUAAAUCCUUCUUGUCUAAGCAAGACUUCACCAUUGUUUUUAAUUAGGAAAGCUAACAGUGAAUGUUAAACCAUGAGUCUAAUCCGUGUUCAUUUGGGGCAAUGCCUGUAAUGGAAUGGGCUCUUGGAACCUGCAUGCUGCAGCGUGGAGUUUACCCACAGCAUUUCCUGCAUCCUUUCGUGGCCACCCAAAGGACUCUGCUGCAGAAACCACUCCUGCGCUGUUCCUCCCGUCUAGUGAUGCAGGCAGCUCUGGGCUCCUCACCGUCACUGCUGUGGAGCUCAGAGAUGCAGGACUGGCCAGUGUCCUGGCUAUGUGCUGGAAGUUUCCUGCUGUUAAGUGGACCCAACUUGCCCUGGAUCCCAUCCCCGAGAAACAAAAUGGAUGGCGCCUGUCUCCCAUAUACAUACCAGACCUGUAUGCCAUAGAUUCACAAAUGAUUGUGGUUUCUCUGUGGGUUCUUUUCCUGUUAACAUUUCUACUGUGGAAUUAGGAGGAUUUGGGAUUGCUUUGGAAGGGUUACAGUCAGCUCCUUAACGUGUGUGAAGGAGCUUGUACACUGGUUGAUGUCUCUCUGUAAAUGAGAAAUAACUGCUAACACCCGAGCAUCCUGAAGUCUUGCUUAUCUUUUUAUUUGCUUUUCCCUUUCCUUUGGGGACUUGGGGCAAGCUAUUUAUUAGAGUUUUGCAACAGAGUUCUUGUUUGAAGCCUCUAAAGACUACUUGUAAAAUCCAAACAAUAAAAUUCAUUUUAAAUGCUCUUUUAAAA
Molecule: messenger RNA, 7840 nt
Organism: Mesocricetus auratus (golden hamster)
Lineage: Eukaryota; Metazoa; Chordata; Mammalia; Rodentia; Cricetidae
Gene: Sipa1l1
Product: signal induced proliferation associated 1 like 1
Exons: 21
Coding region: 819-6224 (1801 amino acids)
Biological process (GO): activation of GTPase activity; regulation of small GTPase mediated signal transduction
Cellular component (GO): cytoplasm
Molecular function (GO): protein binding; GTPase activator activity
Source: RefSeq, a predicted model, not a curated record